This is a messenger RNA of Brenthis ino (lesser marbled fritillary), 336 nucleotides long. Lineage: Eukaryota; Metazoa; Arthropoda; Insecta; Lepidoptera; Nymphalidae. The record is from the annotation of a GenBank genome assembly.
AUGCAAAGGAAAUCGUUUGAGUUGUUAUGGACACAUAUGUCACAUACAGGACAUGAAGGAGAAAGAGAUGAGGUGACGAGAAAUAGGAGACAGUGGAACAGGAAGACAAGCUGCACUGCCCCGAGUAAUUUGGGAAAUUGGCAUAGAGAUGAUGAUGAUAACGUCUCACUAGUUAAAAAUAAAUACUUAUUGACAUACAUUGUCCAUUUAUUAUCGACGGUCGAAGGUAGCCCAUUCGAGUCCUGCGCAGGAUCCUUUAUGGCCAUGGAGAUUAUUGUUGGAUUUGGUCAAGCCAGUACGCCGUUGGGCCUUGUCACUGAGCAAGCGGUGACUCAA